AUGGCACCUCGGGAAAAUUCUCACGAGCCUUCCGGGACGCCUGUGCCCGUAGAAACAGGCUUUUCCACAUUGGCACAGCUGAGGGUUGGUGUAAAGGCAUGGGUUGAAAAGGAUGGCGAGAAACGCAAAGCUGAAAUUCUGUCGGUAGCAGUUCGCAAAGGCGGUACAAAGUUCUAUGUGCACUACGAAGAGUUCAACAAACGUCUUGAUGAAUGGAUUGAUGCGAAUCGUAUCGAUCUCUCGAGAGAAGUCGAAUGGCCAGCUCCAGAAAAGCCAGACAAGAAGAAGAGCUCUGCUGCUAAGAACGACAAAGCGCCUUCCAAGUCUGAUCAGAAGAGUCUCAAACGAUCCCGCAGUAAACUCGACCGAGAAAUAUCAGGAACGCCAGAAUCUACUUCCAGCAAUGUCCCAGGUAAGGCCCAGCGGCCGUCCAAAGCAGGAGGUAAAGAGAACCAAGAGCUGCUUGUCACGAGCGAAGUCACAGAUGGCACGCCCAAGCCCGAAGAUGAGGAAAUGGACCUCGUCGACGUGCAAGACGCUGCGGCUGCUGCAAAAGCCAUGCCAGACACAAACUACACGCGCGAAGACGAAAUUGAGAAAUUGCGCACCUCAGGCUCCAUGACGCAGAAUCAAACUGAAAUAUCCCGCGUACGUAACUUGGAGAAGAUCCAAAUGGGCAAGUUCGAAGUCGAACCCUGGUACUUUUCUCCCUACCCCAUCGACUUUGUAGACUCGGAGGUGGUCUAUAUUUGCGAAUUCUGCUUAAGCUAUUACGGCGAAGUCACCCAAUUUGAGCGCCACCGCACAAAGUGCACUCUCCUGCAUCCUCCUGGCAAUGAGAUCUACCGCGAUGACUAUGUGUCUUUCUUCGAGAUCGAUGGGCGGCGCCAACGCACAUGGUGUCGGAACCUCUGUCUCCUCUCCAAGUUAUUCCUGGACCACAAGACACUGUACUACGAUGUCGACCCCUUCCUCUUCUACUGCAUGUGCACCCGUGACGAACACGGCUGUCACUUCGUCGGUUACUUCUCCAAGGAAAAGGAAUCAGCCGAAGGCUACAACGUAGCCUGUAUCCUCACGCUCCCACAAUACCAACGCAAAGGUUUUGGCAAACUCCUCAUCGACUUCUCCUACCUCCUAUCCAAACGGGAGGGCCGUCUCGGCUCGCCUGAGAAACCCCUCUCUGAUCUCGGGCUCCUAGGCUACCGCGCCUAUUGGCAAGAGAUCUUGGUCGAUUUGUUAAUGGAACCUGGGCGCCAGGAAGCGAAUAUCGAGGACUUGGGCGCUGCGACUGCCAUGACGACAAACGAUGUGUUGCAUACACUGCAGAAUCUGAAUAUGCUGCGGUACAGCAAGAAUCAACAUGUAAUCGUGCUUACGGAUCAGGUGAUUGCCCAGAGGGAGCGGCAGAAGAAGAAAGAGGCGCUCAAGGGCAAGAGGAGCAUUGAUCCCGACAGACUCAUUUGGAAACCCCCAGUCUUUUCGGCUGCGAGUCGGACGUGGAAUUGGUGA
This is a messenger RNA of Plenodomus lingam JN3, 1512 nucleotides long. RefSeq names its product Histone acetyltransferase (gene ESA1). Gene Ontology annotation, cellular component: MSL complex; chromatin. Gene Ontology annotation, molecular function: histone H4K16 acetyltransferase activity; transcription coregulator activity. Gene Ontology annotation, biological process: positive regulation of transcription by RNA polymerase II; negative regulation of DNA-templated transcription. The record is from RefSeq and is a predicted model, not a curated record. NCBI's taxonomy places the organism in Eukaryota, Fungi, Ascomycota, Dothideomycetes, Pleosporales, Leptosphaeriaceae.